UCAAAUUCAUCUGUUCGGCUGUGUGGCUGGCUUUGCUUCGUGCCGCUGGGGGGAACUCCGAUUCGUCCAAAUUUUGUUGAUAAUUGGCGCCCAGUUGCCAAAUAAAAAGUUACAUUUCGUCCGAUCCGCUGAAAGUAACUGCUAAAAAAUGGAGGAUGGUGAUUUCGAUAAUGACGAUGUCGCAGGAGACGAUUUUGAAGAUGUUGACGAGGAAGAUCAAAUUGACGACUUGAAUCAAGAUGAGGAAGUGGAUAACAUCGAGAUAAUAGCACCUGGGCAAGCUGGGGGUGGUGUGCCAAAGUCAAAGCGAAUUACGACGCGCUACAUGACGAAAUACGAGAGAGCUCGUGUGCUGGGGACACGGGCCCUGCAGAUUGCCAUGUGUGCCCCAAUUAUGGUGGAACUGGACGGUGAAACUGACCCGCUACAGAUCGCGAUGAAGGAACUGAAGCAGAGAAAAAUUCCGAUCAUUAUAAGACGCUAUUUGCCGGAUCAUUCGUACGAGGAUUGGAGCAUUGACGAACUCAUUAUUGUGGACCAUUGAGGCGUUGGGUUCUGUUGAUGUUUGCCUCUAAUAUUAAGAUAGUUUUACGUGGCUGAUGAAAGAGUUACUUCUAAGAAUAAAGUAAUUUUAAGGAA
Hermetia illucens (black soldier fly) is the source of this 639-nucleotide messenger RNA. RefSeq names its product DNA-directed RNA polymerases I, II, and III subunit RPABC2 (gene RpII18). The transcript is spliced from 2 exons. Gene Ontology annotation, cellular component: RNA polymerase I complex; nucleus; RNA polymerase II, core complex. Bases 149 to 544 code for a protein of 131 amino acids. Gene Ontology annotation, molecular function: DNA binding; DNA-directed RNA polymerase activity. Gene Ontology annotation, biological process: DNA-templated transcription. NCBI's taxonomy places the organism in Eukaryota, Metazoa, Arthropoda, Insecta, Diptera, Stratiomyidae. The record is from RefSeq and is a predicted model, not a curated record.